AUGAACAUUUUCAAAAUAUCUUUAUCAUUAAUCACUAAUAUUUAUGAAAUAAAUACUGUUGAUAUAGAAGAAGAUAUAGAUUCUAAUAAUUAUAUGGCGGGAUUAUUAUUAGAAUGUGAAAAUAUUUUAAAAUCUAGAAAUGAAGAAUUAGCCGAUUCUUUAAAAAGACAUUUGGGUGAUUUAUUUUUUAAAUAG
Messenger RNA from Hepatospora eriocheir, 195 nucleotides. Lineage: Eukaryota; Fungi; Microsporidia; Hepatosporidae. The record is from the annotation of a GenBank genome assembly.